AUGGGGCGGAGGAUCCUCAACGACGCGCUGCGCACGAUGGUGAACGCGGAGCGGCGGGGGAAGGCGACGGCGCAACUCCAGCCCAUCUCCGGCGUCAUGAUCUCCUUCCUCAACAUCAUGAAGCACCGAGGAGAGAAAGGUUACAUAAAAAAUUUCGAGGUCUUCGAUCCACAUAGGGUUGGAAAAAUCACCGUGGAACUUCAGGGAAGGAUUAAAGAUUGCAAAGCUCUCACUUACAGGCAGGACCUCAGAGCUACAGAAAUAGAAAAAUACAGAACUAGGAUGCUUCCAACACGGCAGUGGGGCUAUGUUGUGGUGACCACCCCAAAUGGCGUUUUAGAUCACGAGGAAGCAAUUAGGCAGAAUGUGGGUGGCCAGGUGCUCGGUUACUUCCAUUGA
This is a messenger RNA of Triticum turgidum subsp. durum (durum wheat), 399 nucleotides long. The record is from the annotation of a GenBank genome assembly. NCBI's taxonomy places the organism in Eukaryota, Viridiplantae, Streptophyta, Magnoliopsida, Poales, Poaceae.